Molecule: messenger RNA, 1162 nt
Organism: Microstroma glucosiphilum
Lineage: Eukaryota; Fungi; Basidiomycota; Exobasidiomycetes; Microstromatales; Microstromataceae
Exons: 5
Coding region: 1-828 (275 amino acids)
Source: RefSeq, a predicted model, not a curated record
AUGGCCACAGAAUACACUCUGUCCACCGAAUGGUGGACCGAAGGAGGCCUCCUGGAGUUGGUAGACACCUCGGGCAACCUGAUGCUCUCCUUUCCUCUUGCCUUUCUGAAUGCAGGGCACGUAGCAACGUUUGACUACGUGCAACAGGUGCUCGCCAUGUGUUUCACCGGCGCGAUCAACAUCACCUCACUAGACGGCACUCCCAAACGGAGGGACCAGCCCAUAGUCGCUGAGCGCCUUCUCGUGACCUCAGAUGCUACCGGGAUACAGGCGACGCGAGGCCCCCGCUUCAAAGACGCAUUUCGCGCUCCUCCGAAUGACGAUACCGCCAGCACCAUGAGCCACUCUUCGCGUUCGUCAGUCAAUCAGUCGACUUUCCGCACGAAGCUCCAGAUCAGGGACGGGGGAUGCGUCAUUUCCAAUGCGCACUUCACAGCAAGCGUGCCUGCCCACAUCCUGCCCGUCUCACGCCCUGAGUACUAUCGAGAGAUUUUGGGUCUGCACAGAAACGCCCGGCUGUACGACACCUCUUAUGGGCUUCUCCUCGCAAGAGACUUGCAUCAUGCCUUCGACCGAGGCAGUAUCGCUCUGUACCCAGACGAAAAUCGCCUCAUCGUCCACGUGUUUACUCCCCGUGCUGCAGCCUGGCGACCUUACCACGGUAAGAUCAUCUUGCCAAGCCGAUUCCGGACUGAAUUUGAACCUGCCCCAAAUAUCGAGCUCUUGCGCUUCCACUAUAGACAGUGCUGCAUGAUGCAUCUCAGGGGCUACGCUGCCCAGAUGAAUCUCCCGCAGCGCGUGUCUGAUGAACCCUCGCAGCCGCGCUGAGGCAGAUGCCGAGGUAGGAAGGAGCUUGUUCAAGGGUCCAUGUCACGCCAUCGGCCCAUGUCACGCCAUCGGCCCAUGUCACGCCACCAGUCCAUGUGAUACGAAACCAGACCAUGUACCUCUUUGUGCAGCAUGCUCCUCGCGAUGAGAUUGACGCUCUGGAUUGUCCCACCCUCAAACGCUUGACAGACAAGGCGAGAGGGGUACGUGUUCUGGGCUAGGUAAUGAUGAUUACGGUCAGAUGGCCGAGCAUCUCUGAUGAAUGGUGGUCUGUUGUAAAGGCAUUGAGCAGAGCAAAGUGAUCGAGUCCGCAUGAAUGCCGCAUUUUCCAUUG